AUGACCACCAAAUCAGCGCCGCUUACCUGUCCUGGCCAUACGCGCCCCGUGGUGCAUUUGGAGCACUCGGAGCGGCAGCAUGACGGGACGUACUUGCUGCUUUCGAGUUGCAAGGACAGCAAUCCCAUGCUGCGCGACUGGCUCGGUGACUGGAUGGGCACGUUUCUUGGGCACAAAGGCGCGGUGUGGAGCGCCAAGCUGACGGGUGGCGAUGCGGCGCGUGCCGUGACUGGCAGUGCAGAUUUUUCAGCCAAAGUAUGGGAUACGUACACGGGCGAGGCGGUGCAUACCUUUUCGCACGAGCACAUUGUACGGAGCGUCGCGGUGAAUGCGUCAGGCAGCACGCUCCUCACGGGCGGCCACGAAAAGAAACUGCGCUUAUUUGAUCUGAAUAAGCCAGCCGCAAGUGCGCAGGAUGCACAGCUCUUCAAGCCUUUUUCGGCGCGCGCCGACGGUACGACGCACGAUGGCAAAAUCCGCAGCGUUGUGCUGGGCCGCGGCGCAAAUGGCGCGCAAAAUAUGGUCGUGACCGCCGCAGAUGAUUGCCAUAUCCAGUGGUGGGAUCUGCGCACACUAGCUCCCGUGCACGAACUCGUUCUGGACCAGCCUUUUGUAUCGAUGGACCGGUGUGCGGGCACGUUUAGCGAGCUCAUCACGGUCACCACUGGCAGCGACGCGCUCUUUUUUGACCUUGCGACGCACGAGGUAGUGAAGAAACACACGCUGGACAUUGCGCCAUCUUCUGUGUACUUGCACCCCACCAAAGCUGACCGGUUCGUCGCAGGGUGCAUCAACGACGAGUGGGUGCGAGUGUACGACUAUGGGACGGGCGAGUGCAUGGAACUGAACAAAGGGCACCACGGCCCCGUGCACUGCGUCAGCUACACGCCGGAUGGCGAGGUUGCGGCGAGUGGGAGCGAGGACGGCACAGUACGUCUUUGGCAAGUAAAUCCCGGUAAAAAGUACGGCCUUUGGUCAUAG
Malassezia vespertilionis is the source of this 981-nucleotide messenger RNA. RefSeq lists its product as uncharacterized. The coding region runs from base 1 to 981 and encodes 326 amino acids. The record is from RefSeq and is a predicted model, not a curated record. The transcript has 2 exons. NCBI's taxonomy places the organism in Eukaryota, Fungi, Basidiomycota, Malasseziomycetes, Malasseziales, Malasseziaceae. Gene Ontology annotation, biological process: spliceosomal snRNP assembly. Gene Ontology annotation, molecular function: protein binding; RNA binding. Gene Ontology annotation, cellular component: SMN complex.